Messenger RNA from Megalops cyprinoides (Indo-Pacific tarpon), 1168 nucleotides. RefSeq names its product retinol dehydrogenase 8a (gene rdh8a). NCBI's taxonomy places the organism in Eukaryota, Metazoa, Chordata, Actinopteri, Elopiformes, Megalopidae. The transcript is spliced from 6 exons. Gene Ontology annotation, biological process: estrogen biosynthetic process. Gene Ontology annotation, cellular component: cytoplasm. Gene Ontology annotation, molecular function: estradiol 17-beta-dehydrogenase [NAD(P)+] activity. The record is from RefSeq and is a predicted model, not a curated record. Bases 90 to 1043 code for a protein of 317 amino acids.
UUUAGUUUUUAAAGACCGCGGUCCGAUUCGCUCAGUGACAGCUCUCUGGGGCAGAUACCGACACGGCGCACGACCCAACCGGACGAACCAUGGCCAGCGAGGAACAGAAAGUGGUGCUGAUCACUGGUUGCUCCUCCGGUAUCGGCUUACGGAUCGCAGUUUUGCUAGCUAAAGAUGAGAAGAAACGCUAUCAUGUGAUCGCCACCAUGCGGGACCUGAAGCGGAAGGAUAAGCUGCUGGAGGCAGCGGGAGAUGCGUACGGGAAGACGCUGACGCUGAAGGCGCUGGACGUGUGUGAGGAUGAGUCGGUCAAACAGUGCAUCAGCAGCAUCAAGGAGCGCCGCGUGGACGUGCUGAUUAAUAACGCAGGGAUAGGACUGCUGGGCCCACUGGAGGCCAUCAGCAUGGAGGAGAUGAAGAAGGUGUUUGAGACCAACUUCUUUGGUGCUGUGCGCAUGAUCAAGGAGGUGAUGGUGGACAUGAAGAAGAGGAGGAGAGGUCACAUCAUCGUCAUGAGCAGCGUGAUGGGCCUGCAGGGUGUGGUGUUUAACGAUGUGUACACCGCCUCUAAGUUUGCCAUGGAAGGAUUCUGCGAGAGUCUGGCGGUGCAGCUGCUCAAGUUCAACAUCACUGUGUCUAUGAUUGAGCCAGGCCCGGUGCACACAGAGUUUGAGGUGAAGAUGAUGGAUGAGGUGGCAAAGAUGGAGUAUCCUGGCGUGGAUUCCGACACCGUGCGCUACUUUAAAGAUGUCUACCUGCCGUCCUCCGUCGACAUCUUCGAGGCCAUGGGCCAGACCCCUGAGGACAUCGCCAGGUGUGUGAAGAAGGUUCUGGAGUCCAGUCGCCCUCGGUUUCGGAACCUGACGAACUCGCUGUACACGCCCAUCGUGGCCAUGAAGUACGCGGACGAGACGGGCGGGCUGUCAGUGCACACCUUCUACAAUCUGCUCUUCAACUUCGGCCCCCUCAUGCACAUCACCAUGAGCAUCCUCAAGUGCCUGACCUGCAGCUGCUUCCGCCGGCGCACUGUCUCCCCGAACUGAGCGGGGGCGCCAGAGAGCCACCACUCUGCAGGAGACAGCGCACUGCACUGCUCUCCAAAUCAAUCUCACACAGUCCUGCAAGAGUGAAAACACACACACACACACACCUAUACAAGCACCUACAC